GUGCAGGGGCUGAUAGCGUGCAGACCUCAUCGGUGGUCGGGACAUUCGCCACAGGUCAGUGUAAGUUCUACACACACCACUUCACAAGAUGCAGUAUCAGGCUAACCCAGAACGUCCUUAUCCAACCCAAGCUUACCCCCAGCAACAGCCUGCUGCCGGCUACACUGCUCUUCCACCAUCCACAGCCAACCAUCCUAAAUACGCCGGCCAUACAGCUCUUCCACCUGCCACAUCUAACAAUCCUAACCACGCCGGCCAUACUGCUCUUCCACCAGCAUCAGCCAACCAUCCUAACCACGCCGGCCAUACUGUUCUACCACCAGCAUCAGCCAACCAUCCUAACCACGCCGGCCACACUGCUCAUCCACCAGCCACAUCCAACCCUCCUUACCACCCCGCCCCUGCUGAUCUUUCACCAGCCAGUCCUCCAUACCACACCAACUACGCAGCUUACGAUCAAGAAGCCAGACAUUUUACGUUCGAUGAGCAAGAUGUUGGGCGGUACGACCCUCGCAGUGACCAACAUUAUGGAGGAGCAGCAUCGAACGCUAUGUUGCCCCCACGAAGUCAGUAUCAGUAUGACCAAGAACCCGCGCAAGGUUAUUCCGGUUACGCGGAUCCUAAGGUUUCUAGUCGCAACCUGCAAGACGUGGCACCAGCAGCGUAUUAUGAACCAAGGCAAACUCAACUCGGUGGCCAAAGAGGUCAGUACCCCAGUGGCUAUCAUCAAGAUGCCGAGUACUAUGACCGGAGUCCUGUGAAUGAUCAGUACUCAGGGCGUGAGCUGGAACGCUAUGUGUCGCACCCAAGCUACGAUGAAGAAUACCGAGAUUACUAUCCUGAAAGAGAGUAUGAUAGAGGCAACCCUCAAUCUCCAAGGUAUUAUCAAGGUCGUCAGAGAUUUCAUGAUGAUAUCGAGUACGGCUACUCGUCAGCAGAGGAAGACGUGUACCAAACGCAGCGUCGCAGAGAGCAGCCAAAAGGCGGCAGAACCUAUCAACCGCCUAGAAAGUAUCCAAUUGAAAACGGCAAGUCUAACUACCGAACUCCUGACUACGGCCUCCACCGUUACAAUAUGAAUGAGAUGGCACGAGCUCUUCCGCCAUCUACAUCGACACGACCUCCUCCUCCGAAGCGCGAUCCUCCGAUGCCUUCACACUACAACGAAUACAAAGGAGGAAACCGUGGAGUGCGCCAUCAGCCUUCCAGCGCAGGGUACGCCAAGUAUGGAUCCCCAGACUUUGAUUACAUUGGAUUCAAGAAACGAACCAGUCAAUUGAAGGAGCUUAACAGGAGGAGUGUAGAGCAGGCUCGGCCUCCUCCAGUAAAGUAUGAUCGCUCACGCCAAGAUUUUGAUGACAAAAGGUAUAGGUCAAAUUACAACCGCUAUUGAAAUAGGAAUGAUUAUUUACCAUGUGGCCCUAACGAAAUGUAUUUCCUUCCAAGGAUGCCGACUUAAAAAAUAGAGUGAAAGAUUAUAAUAAUCGAUUUGAAAAUAGCUGACAGUAGGAGGCAUUUUAUUUCAUUUUGGUUUCUUAUCUUAUUUCUUCAUUUGUUCGGUAUUAUGCCUGAGUUGCACUUCGCGCAAAGUGAUAUCGUAGGUAUGGAAUCGUGUGCUGAAUUUAAUAGUAACGAUAUACACAAACUGUAGAACAUAAUCACGUUUGUGUUUAAUGUAUUUCUUAUGCUGCUUGUCGUCAUAUUGUUCAGUCAUAUAUAAGGGUCACCAAGGCGUCUGGGUCACCUGAAUUACAAAAAAAAAAAUUAACAGCCUAAUCGACCUGCAAUGCAAGAUAGUAGAGGGUAGAGGGGUAAUCAUAAAAACCAACCAUUAUUUUUAUCGAGAAACUAUUUUUUAUUUCAGUUCUAAAUAAAAAUUUCAAAGUUGGAUCAAAUUUAUUUAAUAUUGAACAUGUAUGUGAGUGUGGUGCAGUUUAAUGUACGUUUCCGUGAUUCGCGUUGGCUGGAUCCACAAUACCACGCCUGAACAUGUGACCGGACUUCUCCCCAAACUCCUAUCAGGUGUUAUAAAUCACUUUGCUCUGACAAUCCACGUGGGCCUCGAUCCCACACAGGAUAUUACAGGUAAAUCUGGUUGUAGUUGAGUGAGAUGAGGAAUCACGAAGCUAGAGCAGAAAAAUCACUGCCAAUCGAGUGAACGAGCAAUCGCUCCCUGGCAAUGGACGCAAAAGUUUGGAUGCGGGCAUUGUCUACCAUGGCUAACUAUUUCGACAACUCUCCUCGUGACCAAUCAUUGCGAAUGCUACUUCUCCAAGCUAUACCUCCACAGUCGCCGUCGGGAGUUAUCAACUUCUUUCGGACGUCUCCGACGAACGGCUCUGUCAAUUUAUAGAAUGUCUGGUGCUUCGCGGCAGCUGGUAUUAAUUAGAAUUUUCUUGUUUUGUCUUUAGAAUAAAGGUUUAUUGCUGUACAUCUAUGGUCAAGGUAAUAUUGAAGCUGUAUUCCCGCAACUGAGCCUUAAAUGCUGAGCAGCCCUUGCGCGUCGUUGGACGGUACUCAUGAUGAAUGAUAGCAUGUGUGGGCGCUGGUUCUAUAUAGCUUCUUUAAUUCAUUACAGUUAGUUUGUUUAUUUUUAUAAAUAGGUUUUUAUAAACGUGAACCUUAUGGGAUUUUGAGGUUAGCGAAUGUUUGAGUAUAGGAACUAGUAUAGCCACCUGAGGUUUAUUUGCAAGCCAGCUCUUUGAACCCGUGUUUUCUUAUAUCUUAGUAAAAUGAUUUUGAUUUCUGAAGAUUGCUAUGAUAAAAUGUAUAUUAAUUGAACUGCGCUUUUGUAUGUUUAUUUUGAUGCCAUUGUCUUAGUUUAUAUUGUUUAAUAAAAAGUUUUCGUAAAGCAAA
Hyalella azteca is the source of this 2856-nucleotide messenger RNA. Its product is annotated as RNA-binding motif protein, X chromosome-like. The transcript is spliced from 2 exons. The record is from RefSeq and is a predicted model, not a curated record. Lineage: Eukaryota; Metazoa; Arthropoda; Malacostraca; Amphipoda; Hyalellidae. The coding region runs from base 89 to 1393 and encodes 434 amino acids.